GGAUUUUUUCAUUUCACAUUAAAAAAGGAGAAAAAGAACCAUCCCCUUGUUACAAUUAAAACUUCUCAAUUUCCUAUGCAAACCCUUCGUUGAUUUCGUAAUUUGGUCCCAACAAUAUUAAGGGACUCAUAAAUGGGAUUUUCCAGAUAAUAGCAGCGAGUAGGGUCUUCAAUUUGAAGGCUUUGGAGAUGUCUACCCAACAUGGAAAUUCCGAUCGCAAACCCCCUUCUGGAUCCAGUUCUCGCUUAUAUGAUCUGUUAUGUCAAGAACAGCCAUAUUGGAAUCGACCAAAUGAUGCAGAUAGUACACCUUGGUUUAUGAGGAAGGACUCAUGGAGAUCAUCUAGCGCAAAAGGAAGGCUAGAGAGAUUGAUGCAGGAAUCCGGGAACAAUGUAUGUGCAGACUGCGGAUCCCCUGAUCCAAAAUGGGUUUCAUUAAAUCUUGGAGUAUUUAUUUGUAUCAAAUGCUCUGGUGUUCAUAGAAGUCUCGGAGUACAUAUAUCAAAGGUUUUUUCAGCGAAGCUUGAUGAAUGGGCAGACGAUCAAGUUGAUUCUCUGGAGAAUUUGGGUGGCAAUAGUGUAGCAAACAAAAAGUAUGAAGCUUUGCUUCCUGAUAACAUCACAAAGCUGACACCAGAUUCAUCCAAUGAGGAGCGUGCUGAUUUCAUCAAGAGAAAAUAUGAGAUGCUGCAAUUUCUCGAUGGCAAUGAUCACGAGAUUUCUGCCCAUCCGCCUCAUCAACGUUCUCCAUCGUCAUCUUCACAGAGUUCUUCUCCCAACGUGUUUUCCCAAGAUAAAAGACAGUUUGAGAAGCAACCAACCAGACAUCGUAUAGGGCAAAAAUUUAGAAACAGUUGGGCAAGAAAAGAUAAUGAUCAUCACAAGUCCAUUAAGAAAAGCAAUUCAUCGGCAGGUAUGGUUGAAUUCAUUGGGAUGAUUAAGGUGAAUGUGGUCAAAGGCAUCAACCUAGCUGUCCGGGAUAUGGUUUCCAGCGAUCCGUAUGUCAUCCUCACGUUAGGUCAACAGUCUGUCAGGACCCGAGUCAUAAGGAAAAAUCUAAAUCCAGUCUGGAAUGAAAGCCUGAUGUUGUCCAUUCCGGAAAACAUUCCACCUUUGAAAGUGGUUGUGUACGAUAAAGAUACUUUCUCAUAUGAUGACUUUAUGGGGGAUGCGGAGAUCGACAUUCAACCACUGGUUACUGCAGCGCAAGCCCAUGAGCAUUCCGAGAUUCAUGAAUCAAUGCCGGUUUUAGAUAAAGACAACACCCUAGAAAAAGACGGUCUUAUUACCGUGUUAGAUGGGAAAGCAAAACAGGAUCUCUCUGUUCAGCUACAAAAUGUCGAAACAGGGGUGCUUGAGAUCGAGAUCGAAUGCCUUCCUCUUACUCAAUAGCUGUCUAGAAAUAAAGAUUCGGGUACAUAUCGGGAUACCGAAGAAUUUGUUUAUGUAAGCCAGUUUGAAUGGAUAAAUGUAACCUAGGAAAAUGUCAUCGUUAAAAGGUUUUAAACAAUGCAUUGAUGAUGAUUAAGCAGCGGGCAAAAGCCCCAUUCAUAGAAUGAAACAAUGAUGUGUAUAAUUUUGUA
Molecule: messenger RNA, 1582 nt
Organism: Hibiscus syriacus
Lineage: Eukaryota; Viridiplantae; Streptophyta; Magnoliopsida; Malvales; Malvaceae
Product: probable ADP-ribosylation factor GTPase-activating protein AGD11
Exons: 10
Coding region: 189-1391 (400 amino acids)
Molecular function (GO): phospholipid binding; GTPase activator activity
Source: RefSeq, a predicted model, not a curated record